Molecule: messenger RNA, 1133 nt
Organism: Arachis stenosperma
Lineage: Eukaryota; Viridiplantae; Streptophyta; Magnoliopsida; Fabales; Fabaceae
Product: NADH dehydrogenase [ubiquinone] 1 beta subcomplex subunit 2-like
Exons: 4
Coding region: 97-303 (68 amino acids)
Cellular component (GO): mitochondrial inner membrane
Source: RefSeq, a predicted model, not a curated record
UUUCGGAAAACUUGCAAAAGCUUAGCAUUGUGUUUGUUAGAUUCCGUUCUGUACUGAAUCAUUCUAAUUUUCCCAAUUCUUAAAGCGAAGUCGAAAAUGGGGGGAGGCCACGGCGAGGGCACAACCUACAAAGGCAUAACCAUACACCAACCUAAGCGGUGGCACACCGUCGCCGGCAAGGGUCUCUGUGCUGUUAUGUGGUUUUGGGUGUUUUACAGAGCAAAGCAAGAUGGUCCUGUAGUAUUGGGUUGGAGGCACCCUUGGGAGGGCCACGAUGAUCAUGGCCAUGGUGGUGGACACUAGGCCAUUCCAUUCCGACGCUUCUGUGGUGGUGUUGGGAGGACUGCCCAUGCGGAAAACAGACAUUCCAAUGGACAAGGACCCCUUGAUUUGCUCAAGAAUGUUGAGAGCAAUGCUGUGGUGUGUGUGCUGCAUUGCAUUAAAGGUUUGGAUGUGGAUGCUCUUUAUAUUUCCCACAUCUUACUUGCUGUUGCUGCUUUGCUCUAAAUGUACAUAGUACCAAUCACUUUCCUCCUUAGCACCAUGCCAGCAUUGAGUUAUGUAUGACAGGUCUCUCAUUUUUCAUUUUUUUCUCUUCUCAUUAGUAGUGUUUAUUGUUAAAUAUCACCUAAAAGUAAAAAGUGUUUGUCUAUUCUAAUUACAUGCUGCAAGAAACAUGGUAGAUAGCGUGAUUAACCUUAGGCGCGUCGACGAUGAGGUGAACAAAGUAGCAAUAGUUGCUAACAUGGCUGCCACGGCGGCUAGAGUAGCCGUGGUGAAAGCUGUUCAGAAUAGAAUAGAUGGACAAUUUUGCUAUACUGAUGUCUAAAGAGAAGAGAAGAGAAGGGGAAGCUCCGCAGAUAAUGAACAUAAUUUAGAAAUUAGGAUUUUAAAAGGACCAAAUUGCAAAAAAAGUUUCAUUCCACAUAUCAGCUAACCGUUGGAGUGCCACCAUGAAAUUACCAUGAAUUCUGGAGUACAAUCCCAACUUUCUGAUUGCUAGGUUUGGACAGAAAUUGCGAGAGAGAUUACUGUGAAUUUUGGAGUAUGAUUUUAAGAACAUAAUUAAAUAACUAUUAAUUUCUGUGAUCAUAUAAUAUAAAAAUAUUAAUUAAAAUAUAAAAAUAUAAUAU